CAAAUACGCGAGUUUGCUGCGUCGCGGAAGAAAAGGGUGCUUCAAGCUGCAGGGGGACACGUUAGUAGAUUUUACUUCUACCUCAUCCGCUGGCGAUCGGUUUUACAAACUAUGUCUUUGACACUUGCGUGUUUUACUGCACCUGCAUACUGGAGCAGCUUUUUCACCUUCUGCUUUGUAGCUGCUUUGUGUCUCGUUGCGGCUCUCUUGCGUACUUGGGGAAACUUUGCUGCGGUUCUGGAAGAAUGGCGAAGCAGUAAACAACACAAGUACUGCUCAAUUCUGUUCGCCGAGCUCGGAGCCAAAACACAGACGGGCCGCUUCGCCAUAGACGGGUUUCCUGCACUCUCUGGCCUAUGUGAUCAGGCCGACUACGUUUGCGAAUGGUUUGCGGACUACGUAGAGUAAUAAGCCUUUCAGCUCUAAAAUAGAUAACCACGAGUGCAUACAAGUGACACUGAUAAUUCCCCUGUUUGUUUUUAAUAUCGUAGGUAAUGCUUAUCUUCUGACGAGAGAACAUCAUGCGCUUGACUCUACUUCAUUCGCUGUUAGUUUCAUCAAUGAUAGUCACCAAUUUGACGUUUUUUUACAGUGUAUCACCGCUGUUAGUUUCAUCAAUGAUAGCACGUAUACGUUUUUUUACAGGUAUCAUCUUCUGCGACAUCUUGUAUGGCUUUUUGACCGCGUUUUCUACGCUCAAGAUGGACGACAGUGGCUGCAAUUGCGUGUGCGGACGAUCCUGACGGUGGAUGUUCCGGAGUUAAUCGAGUGGAUCUGGGAGUUUUACGUCAAACUAGAUGGUUUUGCGCAGGAGCCAGAGGAUGCCUUCUUCCAGUACCUUGAGGGCGCACGAAGUUGGCCGCCGCCACAAGACUUUCCAGGUUCGUGGACCCAACCUGAUUGGAGACCAGCAGAUCUCGUCGAUGCGAUGGAAUCUUCAACAACUACAGGUAAAGCAAAACAAGAAGGCUCGUCAUCGACUUCAUCUAGUAGAAAUGGCGGCCAACAAGAACCACGCAGCAGUUCUAGCGUUUCAGUACCUGGAACUGUUUCCGGCGGGCCUCUAUCUAAAAAAGAUAACCCUUCUCUUCAAACAUACCUCAAGCAGCUUCUGAAAAGCGUUAUCCGAGAAUUGCUUGGUCGAAGGAAACGACAUUGGGAAAAUCGACCAGAGGCGCCAAGGUUUGCUUUCUGGCAGAAACUGCCUGGACAGGCAUACCCGAUCCGUAAGAACAAGGUCUAUGAGAAGUGGAAAUGGAAUUGGCUCACUCAUCGCAGUAGAGUACGUUUUUUCCUAGGUUCUACCCGCUGUCUCUGCAUCCUGUUGCUUUUGAACUUUGUUGUUGGCGUUUUCGUCUCGGCGUGGACCAACGUCGUGAAGUUGGUGUUGACCAUGGUCUUUUCGGCUGCACAAGCGGAAAGUGAAAUGAACCACGAUGAAAACCUCUUCAUCCCGGAAGACCAUGACUACUUGAAUCCUGAUGGAGUUUCUGGUACAACAUCGACGCAGAAUAACACAAAAAAUAUCGCCACGGUGCUCAAUUCUUGGCUGCGAUUCUUACUGUUGAACCAAGUAGUGGAGCUAGCUUUUUUUGUGUGGAUCGUCGCAGGAUGUUGGAGGAAGGUGUCCGCACCACUGGCAGCUACGCGCUUAGUGAAGCGAUGCCUGAAACGUUGUGGCUUUCGACCAACUUCACUCCUGCGAUUAGUUCCUUCUAUACAGAAGAAGAAAAAUAAAGGUGCGAAAAAUGCAGAUCUUUUCAAGAAGCUCUUUCCGCUCCAUUUUCCACUGCGAUUCAUGCGAUCAGCUAUUGUGGUUGGAACGGUGCUUUUUGUGUGGCGCGGAUGGGGGCUGUGGACGGGCAUCGUGAGACCACUUCUGCGCGCUUUCGUGACUUGUGGCACAAGUGUGACCAUUUUCGAUUUUGGGCUCUUUCUGACCAAAGCUUUGUGCGGGUAUCCAUUUGAAGCGACUCUGGUGUGGCUUUCUGCAAACGUCGUUAGAGGGCUUAUUUUCGAGCGGAUUCAGUAUCGCUACUACUUGGAGUCCUCAAGCGUAGAGCGGUUGCGCAAUGUCGACUGCCUGCAAGGCCUCGAAGAUAUUGAGUCUGCCUCAUCAACGACAACCUCUAGUGAUCAUGGACACACUACUGCUAGAGAUAUCUCGCUCUCAGACUCGGUCAUACAGAAAGACAAGGACCUUGCGGAUCGGCGAAGAGAAGCGCUGAAGCAAGUGCUUGAAGAGAAAAAGGGGGAACUGUUGGCCAAAAUAGAGGAGUCUUCUGUGAAGAGACUUGAUCCGGCAAAGCGGGGGGCCUCCGUGAGUACUCGACCGAAACAGGCAAAUGGACGCGGAGCUGCUGGAGGUGCAUCAAAUGAUCGAAAUAUGAACACGAUGAGAGGAAGCAACUCGAAUUCGAGUUCGUCUUUUAAAAAACCUGUGCGUAAAGAAGUGAUCUCCGAAUCGCGACGCGAAGAGCUUGAAACGGUCCAGGAGUUGGCGCGGAGCAUCCGAAGAACAGACACCGAUGCAGAGUUUGUAAGAAGAAGAAGAAAAGCAGCCUAUGCCUUUCUGACAAACAGGAGAGAAUUGUUGAAGGAUGUUGUUGAGCGAGGAGUUAACGUAACACGAACACCAACAGAUGAGGCUACUUCUGCUAUGGGUUCUUCUAUAGAAACAGAUAAAGCAACUUCCUCUCCACAAUCUGGAUCUGGCAAAGAUUGCCCCUCUAGCAGUCAACUUGCGGCCUUUGCAAUGACGAAGCUUUCUCGACGUAGGCGCAUUCCACUCAGCUGGCAGCAUGUCAGGAGCAAAGCGAGGUCUCAGAGGUUAUUGGCGAAAAGUAAGAAACGGUUGAUAGCCGAGUGGCAGGAUCCGAGCUCGCGACGCAUCAAAAUGGGUCGCACGCCGCGCAGAGCAAGAGCGUAUAAGAGCUGGAGCUACAGCAAAAAUGACCCGGACAUUGAGUUCGCGAAGGCACGAUUGGUGGCGCCGAAAAUGAUCUAUCCCUGGAAGCAAGCAUCAUGGUUGCGGCAACCACGUCGACUGAGGACGAUGCCAAGUCGGUUGUUGUGGAGCUGCUCCAGCCAAAGAGAAGCAGGCAGACAACGAUACAAACUGAGGAACUACA
Amoebophrya sp. A25 is the source of this 3131-nucleotide messenger RNA. The record is from the annotation of a GenBank genome assembly. NCBI's taxonomy places the organism in Eukaryota, Dinophyceae, Syndiniales, Amoebophryaceae.